AUGGGAAGUGAGUUGUCAACUAAAGGCAAUGUGUAUAGUCAUGAUAUCCUCUUGUUAGAGAUCUUUACAGAGAAAAGAUCAACUGAUGAAAGGUUCAAAGAAGGUUUGAGUCCACAAAUUUGUUGCAAAAGCUUUUCCGGUCGAAUGAUUGAGAUUAUAGAUCCCAUCCUUCUUCAAAACAGUGUCAGAGGAGGAACAAUUGCAGACAUCACGCUCAAUGAAAACAGCCUGCGAAAGGAUAGUCUUCAAUGCUUGAAUUUGAUAUUCGAAAUAGCUCUAGCUUGCUCUGCUGAAUCACCGCGUGAGCAGACGGGCAUGAGUGAUGUUGUUGCCAAGCUUUGUUUUUCUAGGGACAAGCUUCUUCGUCAAACUCAAUUCCGUCAUGGGAUUCAAAUCUCAUACGCUGCUCAAUCAUCGGGUUAUAAUGUCUUCUUAUCUUAG
This is a messenger RNA of Hibiscus syriacus, 441 nucleotides long. RefSeq names its product putative receptor-like protein kinase At3g47110. The transcript has a single exon. The record is from RefSeq and is a predicted model, not a curated record. Lineage: Eukaryota; Viridiplantae; Streptophyta; Magnoliopsida; Malvales; Malvaceae. The coding region runs from base 1 to 441 and encodes 146 amino acids.